Molecule: messenger RNA, 2496 nt
Organism: Drepanopeziza brunnea f. sp. 'multigermtubi' MB_m1
Lineage: Eukaryota; Fungi; Ascomycota; Leotiomycetes; Helotiales; Drepanopezizaceae
Biological process (GO): transmembrane transport
Cellular component (GO): plasma membrane
Molecular function (GO): secondary active sulfate transmembrane transporter activity
Source: RefSeq, a predicted model, not a curated record
AUGGCUGCCACCAAAGUUGGACAUGCCUUAGCCAAGGGCCUCGGUAUCAAGCUCAAUUAUCGGAACGAGUUGGAUGAAGAUAUUCGCCGUGGCGAAUCUGUAUUCUCUACUCAGACCGCCGAUACGUACGUUGAGGAAGAACCUACCAGUGCCGAAUGGCUAAGAGAAACAAUCCCAAGCGGAUCGGAUCUCAAGUCAUAUGUGUGGUCUCUAUUUCCCUUCCUUCACUGGAUCACUCGCUACAAUGCUCAGUGGCUGGCUGGUGAUAUGGUUGCCGGUAUUACUAUUGGUGCCGUUGUAGUUCCCCAGGGUAUGGCUUACGCUGUUCUCGCCGAGCUGAAGCCCCAGAUCGGGCUCUAUUCAUCGUUCAUGGGUGUGUUGAUCUAUUGGUUUUUCGCAACAUCCAAGGAUAUCACUAUUGGUCCCGUCGCCGUCAUGUCAACACUCGUUGGCAAAAUCGUCAAGCAGGCGGAACAAACCGACCCCGACAUUCCAGGAAAUGUCAUUGCUUCAGCGUUAGCUGUCGUCUGCGGAGCAAUUAUUGUUUUCAUUGGUCUCAUUCGAUGUGGCUGGAUAGUUGACCUCAUCCCUCUGGUCGCCAUUUCAGCCUUCAUGACAGGUUCGGCGAUCAACAUUGCCGCUGGUCAAUUCCCUACGAUGAUGGGAUACUCCAAAUUGUUCAACACACGAGCCGAGACCUACAGAGUCAUUAUCAACUCGUUCAAGCAUUUGCCAGAUACGACAUUGGACGCCGCGAUGGGGCUCACUGCCCUUUUCCUCCUCUAUUUUAUCCGAUCGGUUUGCAGCCUGGCUGCAAAGAAGUGGCCGAGAAGGCAGAAGGCGAUCUUCUUCGUUGCAACCCUCAGAACCGCUUUUGUUAUCCUCCUCUACACAAUGAUCAGUUGGCUCGUCAAUAGGCAUCACCGUGAAAGGCCUUUGUUCAAGAUCCUAGGAAAUGUUCCGAGAGGGUUCACUGCAGCCGCCGUCCCAACUGUCAAUACCAGGAUUAUCAAGAUCUUCGCAGGCGAGCUUCCAUCUGCCGUCAUUGUUCUUUUGAUCGAGCACAUUGCAAUCUCCAAGUCUUUCGGCCGGAUCAACAACUACAUCAUCAAUCCAUCUCAAGAGAUGGUUGCUAUUGGUGUAAGCAACCUUCUUGGACCAUUCCUCGGAGGCUAUCCCGUAACUGGAUCCUUCUCUCGAACUGCUAUCAAGUCCAAGGCCGGAGUUCGCACUCCAUUUGCAGGUGUGAUCACCGCGGUCGUCGUACUGCUGGCCAUCUACGCUCUCACAGCUGUUUUCUUCUACAUCCCAAGCGCCAGUCUCUCAGCAGUCAUCAUUCACGCUGUCGGAGAUCUCAUUACCCCACCCAACACAAUCUACCAAUUCUGGCGAGUUUCUCCCCUCGAAGUCCCUAUUUUCUUCGCUGGAGUCUUGGUUACGAUCUUCUCCUCUAUCGAAAACGGCAUCUACACCACCAUCAGCGUCUCCCUCGCCCUCCUCCUCUUCCGCAUCCUGAAAGCCAAGGGAAGGUUCCUCGGAAAAGUCAAGAUCCACUCUGUCAUUGGUGAAUCCGUCAUUGGCAAUGACAGCAGACCCUUCCUCGCCCCAGACAACGGUACCUUCACCAAGUCUGGGGGGACGCAUGAUGUUGCUUCGUCACGAAACAUCUUCCUUCCGCUCGACCACGGCGAUGGCUCCAACCCCGAUAUUGAGGUCCAAACCCCAUACCCCGGAAUCCUAAUUUACCGCUUCUCGGAGGGCUUCAACUACCCCAACGCCAACCACUACCUCGACCAACUUACCAACCACGUCUUCGCCACCACGCGUCGAACGGACCUCGAGCACUACCCGCGUCCUGGUGAUCGUCCUUGGAACGAUCCGGGCCCCCGCCGCGGCAAAGCGCCCGAGCUGCACACCGACCGCCCAACCCUCAACGCCAUAAUCCUCGACCUCUCUUCCGUCAACAACGUCGACAUUACCUCCGUGCAGCAACUAAUCGACGUUCGCAACCAGCUCGACAAGUACGCCUCCCCCUCGACGGUGGAUUGGCACUUCGCCUCCAUCAACAACCGGUGGACGAAACGAGCGCUCGUAGCGGCCGGCUUUGGCUUCCCCACGCCCGACACGAGCGCUCGGCACCGCUGGAAGCCGAUCUUCAGCGUCGCGGAGCUGGGCGGCCGCGACAGCGCAGCGCAGGCGGCCGAGAUGCGGGAGAUCCGGAGUGCGGACGAGAAGGCGGUGCGGGUGCGGGAGGCGAGGAGCGGCCUCCAGGGCGACGGCAUCGACAGUCUGGACAGCGAUAGCGGCAUGAGCGGGAGCGAUCUGAAGCUCCAUCUGGCGACGAAGACGGGGGCUCGGACCGCGGUCGUGAAUGGCUUGAAUAGGCCGCUGUUCCACAUCGACCUGACGAGCGCGCUGCAGAGCGCUAUUGCGAAUGUGGAGGCCAAGGCGGCGUAUGAGAGGCAGGGCGGCAGUGGCAUUGGGGAGGUGCCGUGA